Messenger RNA from Phyllopteryx taeniolatus (common seadragon), 1399 nucleotides. RefSeq names its product phosphatidylinositol glycan anchor biosynthesis, class H (gene pigh). Lineage: Eukaryota; Metazoa; Chordata; Actinopteri; Syngnathiformes; Syngnathidae. Bases 272 to 772 code for a protein of 166 amino acids. The transcript has 4 exons. Gene Ontology annotation, cellular component: glycosylphosphatidylinositol-N-acetylglucosaminyltransferase (GPI-GnT) complex. Gene Ontology annotation, biological process: GPI anchor biosynthetic process. The record is from RefSeq and is a predicted model, not a curated record.
UAACAAGCAUCCAAUGCUUGCCAAGCCGUUACUAACUGCAGUUUGCUUACAGUUCUUAGACUACUUAAUGUUAUAACUUCGUCCCGCUUUUGUAUUUAAAAACUAGCCUUAUUCAUUAACAAACUUAAAAUCUGUUUUCGCUUUUCCCAAACCACUGAAGCGAUAAAAAAAGAGACAUUUGUGUACUGCUGUUGACCUUGGCUGCUAAUUGUAGCUUGAUGCUAACAGCCUAGCUUCAGUGCUAACUGAUAUUAUUUUUUUUGUGGAGAAAAUGGAAGAUGAAGUCUACACGGACAUUAAUGGCAAAUCAAUAACUCUGGAGUGUCAAAAGCACUGCAGCUUUUGCCGGGAGUUUACUGUCAGCACGCCCAAAGUGUCCAUUGGCAAGGUGAUGGCGUACACCUGCUCCGUUUGGCUAGUUGCUUAUACGGUGUUCUUCUUCACAGAGAACACAGCCGUGCUCACUGGUGCCAUCUUGCUCACCCUGGUGGGAAUGAUGCUGCACAUCCACUUGGUGAAGGUGGACCACGAGUCGGUGCUCAUCAUCGGCUCGGUGGGCAUCCAGGUAUCCUCCAGCUACGCCUCGGGACGGGAGACGAGCACCUUCAUUGAGAUGAGCCAAGUCAAGGAUGUGGCCAUCAACGAAACCAUUUACAUGGACCCCUCAGCUCCUGAUGACGUGUCACGCGUUGUGCCGUUGUUUCAAAGCUCAAAGCCAAGGCUCAACUGCUUGGUUAAAGUGUACAGAAGCUGUCAGGAGAUUCUGUCUUAAGUGCUGACAGUGCACACACAGCCAGGCCAGGUCCUUUACUUUCUAUAUUUAUUAAAACAUUUUUUUACCUAUUUAAUAAUAAUAAUAAGAGGAGCUAUUUUUCCAUGUUUUUCCUCCCUGUUACUAACUUCAUAAAUACACUCACACAAUACAUACCCCUGCACAUGUGAUACAGAAAUAAACCUGCCCUUAUAGAUAUUAUGAAUUGAAGGUUUACACUGUACCGGUGUACCUAAUAAACUGUCCAGUGAGUAUAAGUAAUUUGUUAUUGUAGUAGAAUAUUUUAUUUAAAAUUCUCAUUAUUUGCCUUUUUAAAUACAUUAUCUACUAACUUUUACAUUUUAGUGUGAAUAUCUAUAAAUCACCUUUUAGUUGAUUUUCUAUAAUGAACAGAAUUAUAAUUAUAGAUUUUUGCUAUUUUUCACCACAUGUAUUUUCAUGACAAUUAUUAAAUAUUUUGGAAAUACAUGAAAGAAAAUCUUGCAUCUAUGCAUUUGUUCAUUUACGAGGUCUGAAUUGUUAUGCACGUAUUUCUUCAGUAGGGGGCAGCACUGCACCACGCUAAUUUGAAGUCACAGAGUCACACGCUUGGAUGUCAUUCAUUAAAAUUCAUUCUUAAAAUUUGAA